Ilex paraguariensis (yerba mate) is the source of this 723-nucleotide messenger RNA. NCBI's taxonomy places the organism in Eukaryota, Viridiplantae, Streptophyta, Magnoliopsida, Aquifoliales, Aquifoliaceae. The record is from the annotation of a GenBank genome assembly.
CCUCUUUCUUUCUCUAGAAUUCCCCAUCUCUCUCUAUGUCUCUCCCCCUUUUUCCAGUCUCUCACUUUCAAUAUCUGUAGCCUGAGAAGGUCUUCGUAAAAGAAAAUGGAGGCAGCGAUGGGAUUGAUGAGAAGGAUGCCACCAAAGCACGCAGAGACGGCUCUCUCUGCUCUGCUAAGUGUAUUGCCUGAGCACUCUUCUGAUCUCCUCUCUCAAGUCGAUCAGCCUCUUCAGGUUCUAUGUGAUGUGAACUGUGGGAAGGAAUUCAUAUUGUGUGAAUACAACAGAGAUGCUGACUCUUAUAGAUCACCCUGGUCAAAUAAAUAUCAUCCAACAUUGGAAGACGGUCCUCACCCAUCUCAAGAGCUGAGGAAACUUGAGAUUGAAGCAAAUGAUGUCUUUGCAAUUUAUUGUGACCAGUAUUAUGAAGGUGGCAUUUCAUCAGUAUAUAUGUGGGAUGACGAGAAUGAAGGCUUUGCAGCUUGUUUCCUAAUAAAGAAAGAUGGCUCGAAGUCAGGACAUGGCAGAAGAGGCCAUCUGCAGGAGGGAGCAUGGGAUGCUAUACAUGUUAUUGAGGUGGGGCCAGAGGAGGAAGGAACAGCCCAUUACUGUUUAACGAGUACCGUGAUGCUGUCAUUGACUACAAACAAUGAAUCAUCAGGAACCUUUAAUUUGUCAGGAUCAAUUAGAAGACAGCUUAGUUUCACUGGAGAAAAUAGUUAA